Molecule: messenger RNA, 1872 nt
Organism: Penaeus monodon (black tiger shrimp)
Lineage: Eukaryota; Metazoa; Arthropoda; Malacostraca; Decapoda; Penaeidae
Product: clotting factor B-like
Exons: 10
Coding region: 964-1872 (302 amino acids)
Biological process (GO): proteolysis
Molecular function (GO): serine-type endopeptidase activity
Source: RefSeq, a predicted model, not a curated record
AUCAUGUGUAGAGUCAGUGUCAUGGAUCUUGCUGCGGACCAGUUGCGAUACCUUUACGAACGAUAGAAAAUAAUAUCCGUACGAUACGGAUAACCUAAUACAGUUAGAAAAAGAAACUGACAUCUAUGCAUAGGAAUAGUUUACACUGAUAACGCCAACACGAGUUAUAAUAAUAAGAGACGUCAGGAGACACCUGACCGGAAGCGAUGAAAUAAUAAUAAUAUGAUACGUUACAAAGGAUAUGUAUAUGAAAAUUGGUGCAGACGUGAACAUUGUUAAAUCAGUGACACGAGACAUAAAAAAAGCAAAUGGAAGGGAUGUUAGUGACGCCAUUUCAAAUAGUUGUUAAGACUGUUGGUGAUUGUCUAGUCUUCAAAAUAUUUCAUACGGUUUGAUAUAGAAUUUUGUAUUAUGUUGAAUCUGAUAACCACCCGUAUGUAAUAAAUAGACGAGUCAUGGUUUACAUGUUUAAGAUAUCCUUAACAUUCAGUUGUUGAUAUAGUAAAAUGUUUUAGAAAUGAUGCACUAUUUCAAUAAUUGUGUAUAUGUGGAUUUUUUUUCGCAACACGCAUAGAGUGACGCAAAUAAAUAAUGUAUAAAUGAAAAUCAAAACCCCACGUGACAUUUCAUCGAUGAAGCCCUAGGAGUGUUGCGCCGCUGCACCACAAGUUCGCCAAGUUCUAUCUCACAAUGUCGCAUUUUAUCCUCCCGUUACAUAACACGUGCGCAUCGCGAGUUACCCCACCCGCUCGCGAAAGAGUGGGUGAGUCACACGACAUAGCAGCAACAGCGUCGAGGGUCUAUAAGCACGGACACACUGCCUUGUAGGUCACAUUACGGUCCGCCGCUGCCCCGAGUUGACCGGCCGUCUUCUGCUCCGUCUGUUUCGCCUGCUUCGUCUACGCCAUUUACUUCAUCUGCCGUCAAUUCAGCGUGUAGAGGGACUCGCUCUUGAGGGACAAGAUGGUGCCUUUCCACGAGGCAGCGCUGGCUCUCCUCCUCGCCUCGUCUCUGGCUGCGUCUCCUCCGCACAUCGAAUCCCCGCCCAGUGACAACCGAGGGGACAGAAGGCCGGGCACUGCCAUCGGUGACCAGUGCCAACCCAAGGGCGGAGGGCAAGGGGAGUGCCGGGAGCUCUUCUCUUGCCUUUCGGUCGCCAGGAACAUCAGGAGGGCCACGCCGAACAUAUGCUCCUUCAGGGGCCACGCGCCUAUCGUCUGCUGUCCGAAGGCAACCGCAACUCACGAAGAGCCCGGACGAAACGCCUCUUUCACUCCACCUGGAAUUUCUGCGCCUAAACUGGACUUUGCCUGCGGGCGCCGGUCCAAGCAGAAGCACUCUCUCGCAGGCGAUGUCGUGGGCGGCGUAGAAUCCAUGCCUAACUCGUGGCCCUGGAUGGCAAUAUUAGGGAGGCUAGAAGCGCGGGGUCGCGUCACGUGGUUUUGUGACGGCGUCCUCAUCUCGCCCUCCUUCGUCCUCUCCGCUGCACACUGCGCUGCGAAGAGCUCCGUGGACGUGGUCCGAGUCGGAGCCCAUGAUCUCAGGCAACGCGGGGCAGCCCAGGAGGACCUGCCUGUCGAGAAAGUGAUCCUCCACCCAGAUUACGCCUUUCCAAGCUCCUCCCACGACCUGGUUCUAUUGAGACUUCUUAGGCCCGUCACUCUCGGUCCUCACGUCACUCCCGCCUGCCUUCCCUGGACUGCCCAGGACGCGCCAGACCUCAGCGGGAGGAGGCUCAUUCUGACCGGGUGGGGGGCGAUGGAGUUCGACGGAGAGAUGAGUAACGUCCUGAGGGAAGUGACAGUGGAAGUGUUCCCGGCGAGCAAGUGUGCCUCUGCCUACGGGUCCGUCGCCCACUACGCCAGGCGGUGA